Athene cunicularia (burrowing owl) is the source of this 6791-nucleotide messenger RNA. RefSeq lists its product as uncharacterized. Lineage: Eukaryota; Metazoa; Chordata; Aves; Strigiformes; Strigidae. Gene Ontology annotation, molecular function: actin binding; structural molecule activity. The annotation marks the transcript as partial. Gene Ontology annotation, cellular component: plasma membrane; cytoskeleton. The transcript has 14 exons. The record is from RefSeq and is a predicted model, not a curated record. Gene Ontology annotation, biological process: cortical actin cytoskeleton organization.
UGUGGCAGAGGGGAGGGCGAGAAGCGGGAUGAGGAUGGUGAGUUUGGCAGCAGGAGACGGUCCGAGACAGAGGAUGAGGAGGUGACCACCCCAACGAAAAUCAAGGAGCUAAAGCCGGAGCACGAAACAACCCCCAGGCACAAGCAGGAGUUUUUAGACAAGCCAGAAGAUGUUUUGCUGAAGCAUCAGGCCAGCAUCAAUGAACUGAAACGGACCCUGAAGGAGCCUAACAGCAAGCUGGUUCACAGGGACCGGGACAGGAGGCUGCCUUCCUCGCCAGCCUCUUCCUCACCCAGGCAUGAAGAUGAAACACCAAAGGGAACCCCAGAAAAGGCCAGCGAGACGAUGGAAGAGGACACCCUAGACGAUCUUGCAUCUGAGCAUGGAGCUUCCCUAAGCAUGGAGUCUUUCACGCAGAAAAGCCUUGUCUCCUCUCCUGAGGGCUCGGAGCAUUGGGUAUUUAUAGAGAGAGAAACUCCUAGGCUGGAAGCAGUAGCUCUAAAGAAAGCUCUGGGAGUCAAGAAAGAAGAAACACAUGCAGGUACUUCAGAGGUGAAAAUGAGUGAGAGCAUAUCGAAAGUGGAGAUGGCAGUAGGGAAAGCCAAGGAAAUGGCAGGCCAGGAAGAGCCAGCAGAUGCAGCCCUGGAUACCCGGACAAGAGCAAAAAUGAUUGCUAGUCCAGAGGAUUUUGAGUCUGUCUGGGAGGAUGAGAUCUAUGAAAAGGAAACCAGCGGGGAGCCCAGACAGGAGGCAGAGCGCCUGCCAGCUGUGAGCACAGAGGAGGAGCCCCAAGAACAGAGCGAGGAAGCAACCACCAGUGAGCCAGGUCUGCCCAAACCAUGUCAGCAGCCUGAGGAGAGGCAAAGGGCAAAUAAUUUGGGGCCAGAGCCUCCCCAGGGAGAAAGUGAGGUGAUCUCCAAGCAGUGUUCUUCUGCAGCCUCCAGGAAGCAGGAGGCCAGAGUGCCAGCCACAGGCACAGAGCUCGUUAAAAUUAAAGUGAAGGCUAGUGAUGACAGCUCAGAGACUUCUGCAACCCAGAGGAUCAUCUACUUAGGAGAUCCAGAGGGAGAGGAGAAGGAUAGUAAAGCACACCUGCUUUUGGAGACUAGUGGAUGGCUUGGCUUGGAGGAGAGACCAGAAGCCCCUGUGAACGUGUCCAGGGAGGGAUCUGGGCAUGCGGCACCUGCGGCAGAAGGGUUCCAACCCUCUUCCUCAGCCAGUCAGCAACACAGGGCAGUGUCUGGAAAACCUGCUGAAGCACCAGAGCAGCCCGGGACAGGAUGUCCCACCUCAGGGUGGGAGGAAGGGCUGUCCCUACACCAAGAGAAAGCAUCUGCUCAUCUGACAGGCUGUGAAGCACUCAAGGGAGGCAAAGCCCUGCCGUGGUCCCAAGAGGUGGGACCAGAGGAGGUGGAUCUGCAAAGCCCAAUGGGAGGUUUGAAGCCAUGUGGCCUGGCAGGGGAUGGCCACAAGGCUGAGGAGCACAGAGGGAGCCCAGUGCAGAGCCUGGACUUCAGCACAGCAGCAUUGGGGCUCUCGGGAAGAAUUGGAGCAGGUGGUGACAAGGAGGAAAGUGCCAAAGAGAUUCUUCAGAUGGAAGAGAUAGAGACCAAGUCACCUCCAUCAGCUGUGCCUCAGCAGGGCCACCCUCACGCCACUGCAGGGUUGGAAGGGGAUAAACCCAGCAUUCCCACCCCUGUGUCCUUUCCCCAGCAGUCCAGCCCUGACCCUGCAGAGCUAGCCCCAGGUGCUGAGCCUGAGGGUAGAGACCUGUCUCGGGGCACCAGCCCUGUAAGAGAUGUGGGCAUACCCAAAGAUGUGAACCCCUCCGUGGAGGUGGCACGCAAGGACGCAAGCCCUGUAGUCAGCCAAGGAGCACCCAAGGACAUCAGCCCUGUAGCAGAAGUGACAAUACCCAGAGGUACCAAUCCUGAGUCUGAAGAACAGCCCCAAGACAUGGGCUUUGCUGCAUGGAAACUACACCAAGGUGCAAGUCCUGUUGCAGGAGGACCACCCCAAAACUCAGAUGCUGCAGCAGAGCUGAUCCAGGUCAGAGACUCAGCCACAGGGGAGGUGGCCCAGGACAUGGACCCUGUCACAGUGAGGGCAACCCAGAGGAAAGUUCCUGCCACAGAAGAGCCGCUCCAGGAGGAGAAGCCCAUGAUAAAAGAGCUCUCCCAGGACAUAGGGCCCACAUCAGGGAAGCUGACCAGAGUUGAAGGCUGUGGGAUGGAAGAACUGUCCCCUGAGAAAAGCCUUUGCUUGGAAGAGCUGCCUCCCAAGGCAGAAGAAUCAGAGGAACAGACUGAGGCCAUAAUAAGAGACCUGCCCCAAGAGGGUUCUGUGGCUAGAGGGCUGCUCCACACUGCAGAUCUCAAAGGACAAGAGCCAUCCUGGGACUUAGAGUUUAAUGUGGGACAAGAUCUGCAGGGCAGGAGCCCUACAGUAGGAGAAACCACCAGGGACAGUGACCGUGUUCUGGGGCAUCCUUCGCAGGAUAAGUCUCCUCCCAAAGAAGCUGCUGAUGUCCCACACUCCCACACCCCUGUAGCAGGUUUGUGUCAAGGAAGCAAGACAUACCGACUCUCUACCUUGAUCUGUGAAGGUGGGGGAGAGCUGAAUGUGAGCAGUGGGGCACAUCAAACAGAGUCUGGGUUGUUGAUGUGUGUGGCUGGGAGGACAGGACCAGUAUCAGAGGAGCAUGGAGAUGUCACUGUGGCCCCAGGUAGCUGGCAGGACAGCGAGAGCUACAGGAAAACCUCAGUAGCCUCUAAGAUUAAGAUGUUCGAGCAAAGCGAAGCGGAGAGAAGGGCAGCCCAGGAGGUACAAGAGCAUGUGCCUGAAGCUGAGACAUCAGCAAAAGCAAGGGGGAAGAUGGGUCUGGCACAAGAUAUGGUUUUGAACACAGGCCUUGCCUCAGCACCUGCAGCACCAGUCAUUCCGGUGGGACCUGCAUCCAGUGUGGGCUCCUUGGCCCUUGGGCAAGGGGCUGGUUUGGGAGACGCCUCCCAGCCUCUCUCUCUGAAGGAAGAUGUUUCUGUUGACCCGGAGCACGAAGGAGAAGACAGUGCUGACCUGGCCUCCCCUGACUCUGGCUGCGAACUCACACUGGCAGAAGCCGUGAGCAAAUCUCAGGAACCAGGUGGGGAAGAAAAGGAUUUAUCUCACCCGUCAAUAAAAUCCAGCCUGAAAGAAGAGAAUUUAAAGACUGCUGUUCCAGUGGUCUUCCAGAGAGCGGGCUUGAGGGAGGGCGCUGAGGAGAAAGCUAAGCCACCUCGGCACAGAGCUCCUGAGAGUGACACUGGUGACGAGGAGCAGGACCAGGAGAAGGACUCGGUCUUUCUGAAGGACAACCACCUGGCCAUCGAGCGCAAGUGCUCCAGCAUCACGGUCAGCUCAACCUCCAGCCUGGAAGCAGAGGUGGACUUCACAGUUAUUGGUGACUUCCAUGGCACAGCCUUUGAGGACAUCUCCCGGAGCCUGCCUGAGCUGGACAAGGACAAAAGUGAAACAGAAGACGAAGGCCUGGUUUCCUUCCAGCACACUGACAAAGUAAUUCCUGGACUGGAAGAGGAUGUCAAAGGCGGGGAGAAGGGCUCCCAACCCAGCCCAGAUGUCUCCCAUCUAGAGUCAUCAGCACCAAAAAUGGAUGCUGUGACCGUCAGCCUGGGCCCAGGCAUGAAGAAGCCUGAAGCAGAUGGCUCUGCUCCCCACCAGGUGGAAGGAGGCACCCCGGGCAGCAGGGACACCACAGCCACUGCUCAUGCUGGCACCGCAGAGACUGCACUGGCGACCUCAGACCACAGCACCAAGGCUGGGAAAGGGGCUGUUCCCACGACAGACCUUCGCUCCCUCUCGCCGAUCACCAGCGGCUCCGCAGGGAAGGAAGUGCUCACCAGCAUAUUCAGUGCCACUGCGGAAACCCUCUCCACUUCUACCACUACCCACGUUACCAAGACUGUGAAAGGAGGGUUUUCCGAGACCCGAAUAGAGAAGCGCAUCAUCAUCACAGGAGAUGAGGAUGUGGACCAGGACCAGGCACUGGCUUUAGCAAUCAAAGAAGCAAAACUACAACAUCCCGACAUGCUGGUAACCAAAGCUGUGGUAUACAGAGAAACAGAACCUUCUCCAGAGGAAAGGGACAAGAAACCUCAGGAAUCUUGACCAACAUAUUCAUUGAAGUUGGCAUCUGUAUUCAAACCUGGAGAACAGCGGGAGAAGGAGCCUUCAUGCUGGAUUUGUCAGCAAGACAUAGACAUCCUGGCUGAAAUGUUCUUGGCAAGAGACAAAAAUUUUUAAAAAGGAAUAGCAAAUAUAUUAUAUAUAUAUAUACAUACAUAUAUAUAUAUAUAUAUAUAUAUAAAAAACAGGAAACAAAAUGCAUCCUUGCACUGCUGCUAUAUGCUGGAAAUGAAUAGCAAACACCACCACCAACAAACAAAGCCAACCCUCUGCAGAAAAAUAGAAGAAUUUACAGGAUUGGUGAUAAAAUAAGGUUAAAAAAAAUAACAACAAUAAUAUUGUUAACAACACAAUAAGCCACCAUCUUGCAUGUUACAUUAAAGAAUACACAAUCAUGAGUUCAUUUGUUGCACACUGAAUGGAAAGGAAAACUGCUUUGCAACAAAGCAAGAAAUAAGCAAACUGAACUAAAAAAACACAAGCAGAAGCAAAACCAUUCCCCACCUCUGGAAAGAAGAGAGAAAACCAUUGAAUUUAUUACCUUAGAGUUAUUUUCCGAUUCUCAAGUGUUGUUUCGCCCUUCUCCUCAUUCCAUGCUGGUUCUUUUGCAUCUUUUGGGGUUCUGUUAACUCUUCCCCUUCCCUUCCUUAUCUUCUUCUCUGUGCACUUGUCCAACCUCUUGUUCUCUGAAGGUAUUUAAGAAUGGAUUUAAUUUCAAACAAAACAAAUGAUAUGUAUAUGGUUUCUCAUUUAUAAAAAAGCAGCCUGUAGGGUUUCAUAUGGAUGUGCAUUUAAGUUAUGUAUAUUAUUAUAUAUAACGAGGGGGGAGGGAGGGAACAAUACUGAAAUAAUUCAACAGUGCUGGUAAAUAUAAUGACGACAUUUUUAAAUUAUUAACUAUUUGAUUGACUGUGGUUGGUGUAUUUUGAGACUCUUAGAUCACACGUGGGACUCUCAGUCCUGCAAGAAGAGAACGGGGAAGGUUUCAGCUGCUGCUGUUUUAGGGGGGGAAGGGGAGAGGGUGAGAGACAGAUGUCCCGGCGGCUGAUCUGCAGUGUAUGGUGGUUGGAUGUGGAAGGUCAGUGGUGACUUGUAGGGGCAGGGAGGGAGGUUGAGGCUGCGGCUCUGGCAGCUGUAGGCAGGAUCAUCUCCCCGGCCCCCACCCAGAGCAUGGGAGUCAGCUGGGAGCAAGAUGGCAGCCACAGGACCGCGUUCAUCACUCCUCUCCAGCCCACUGAGCCAUGCUGGUGGUUGGGGUGGUUUUGCUUUGUUUCUGGAUCCCAGUAAUGAAGUUACUUGAGCUUUGUAGUAGGGUCGAAGGCAGAGAGGUUGUUCCUGACCUGCCUCCCCCACUGCCCAGGGUGUGAUGGCAGGGGCUGCCCGAGGCUGGUGGCAGCAAUGAGGGCUGGUGGCAGCAAUGGUGGGGCAAUGGCAACCCUUCCCCCAACCUGCCUGGGGAUGGGCACUGGAGAGACAGUGCUGUUUCCAUCAGUGCAGAGCGUCCCUGCCAUCCCAGGCUGGGCGAGAGAGCCCUCUGCAUAAGAAGGCACAUGUUGAGGAGAUGUCAGUGGAGCUGCCUUCCCCCAACUCAUCCCAGCUCAGCCUUUAGCCACAGGCUUCCCCUACGGCUGCCUUUGGAAGAGGAUCAUGGGCCAAGCCCAGGGCCUCGUACACUGUGAACCAGGCGGUUAGGGUAGACUUGGAACCAAAAUCAGAAAGGAAAGGAAAUAAACGGGUUUCCUUCUUGGAAUCGUCUCUAGCUCCUGUGGAAACAGAAGGGCCCACGAUUCUGCACCAUUUUGCCUUUAGUCUCCCACCUCUCACACAGACGGUGCCCAGAAAUAGGUGCGUUUUGCCAGGUCCUGCAACGUCUCGGAGGAUGACAGCGAGCAGGAGAGCCUGCACCACGCGGAUGUUGUGGGCAGACCCCGCUCACCGCCUUUGCUGUCCUAGCAGAGAGCCUGCUCCCUGGCAGCCACAAUUCACCAGUUGUUUGCUAGUAUGUCCCCGUGAAGUCUGUUCUCCUGGCAGAGAGGUUUCUCCUGCAAGCGUGAAAGGUGUGAGCACAGGCUGCUUGGGACACGGGCAGAGCUGCUGGCUAGCACCAUGCUGCCAGGUCAUGAGGGUCUCCCCAGCUUCCCUCUGAGCACCUUCAGCUACCUUUAGAGACCAGACCCCCAGCCAAAAAAAAGUUAAGGCAGUUGCAAAGAGGCUACUUUUUUAUCUUUUCUUUUUUCAAUACACCCAAACCAGCUGUAAUCAGCAGUGGCACUUUCAGAUAGCGAGGCAGGCUGGUGGCGGGCUCACGGUCUGCACACAGUGCUCAUGUUCAUCAGCACACUGAGUGGUUCAUAGUUGGAGGAGCUCACCUGGCUUUGGCACCUUGACAACCCACCAGAGGCUACUGUGAAACUAGAUACUUGCUUUUGACAUUGUGUAUAGUUCCAAAGUCGGUUACUGUUAAAAUUAGUGGCCUUACGGAGUUAGAUUUGAUGUGUGCUUGGACUGAAAGGAGUUAUGUUUGGAGUGAGCAGAUCCAGUCCCUGGCUUCCGCAGCGUGUCUAAUGGGUGGCAGUGUUUAAAAGCUUUGAAUAAAAAAAGAAAAAAAG